GUUGGGUCUUGCGGUUAGGACAACCUCUGCCACCAUCAUCCACCCAUAGCCUUGCCACACACGCUUCCAGCUUCUUUCACCUUCUUGCCGCCCUCUCGAGCCCGGACUUGCAUUUCAACCCGACCCCCAUUCUCCCUCCCCCCGUCACUUUACUGCCACCAGACACUUAAUCAUUGUAUAACUCCCCGUCGGGUUCUCUUCUCCAUCAUCCGAAACCCUACGUCAGGACCUCGGAUCGCCGUCGCGGUGGUAGUGUUCCCGUCUUGAUGGCUUCUUCCGAGGUUGACCAAAAGUUCCUUGGCAGACUGGCAAAGACUGUCGAGCCGGACAACCCACUCCUGGCCUCGAUUCUAUUCAGGAUAUUGGGGCUUUCGAUCAACCUGUCUUCCCAACUUGUCCGGGCGCGGAAGCAGCGGCGACUCGAUACGACCCGAGCCGAGUCUUUGGACUUGUACCUCCACAUCAUCUGGCUAUCUAGGGAAGGACUCUUACUCCUGGAGCAGUAUGUCAUACCUAUGGUUGGCAACUAUGUCGAGCUCAAAGUUCUGGCAUACAAGCUUCGUGCCUCCUUUUACCACAUCUUUGUCCAGUUCCACAACCAGCCGCCGGUGUCAUCGAUGGGCAUUUCGACCCCUGAAGCCCAGGCGACAGCGGCUGUCCCUGGGCUACCACCUGCACGUGUCGACAAGGGCAAGGGAGUCGCAAGGGAUGACGACAACGGGACAACUCACUCGACGCUGCAACCGACGCACACCUUGGAGGGCGGGCCAGUGGGUCCCCCGCCCGGAUUUGCACCUGAAGUCGCAGGUUCGUUUCUGUUCCCCGCUGUCGACUAUCUCCCGUUGGCGCACCAAUACUUCAAGGAAGCCGCCGCACUUGCCGACCAGCUUCUCUGGGGUUCGCACUCCCUCCGACUCUCCGUGAAGACGGAGUAUGCCGCAUUCCUCUACGAGUGCGUGCACGACGACAUAGCCAGUCGGAAACUCGCAAAGGAUAGCAUCGCUGCGGUCUACGAAGCCACAGAGGGAAUCGAUAACGACAUGUUCACCGACGCCUGUGAGCUUGUCACGGUCUUGGGGAAGAUGAUGAAACGCGGCCUCGGCUCUAACAACACAUUGCGAAGUCGUGGCCAAGGCUCCGGCUCGGGAUCGCAGGGCACGCCUCGCGCCGAGAAUGUCGCUUCCGGCGCAGGAGGCCCGCCCCCCGGGAUGAUAUGAGAGCGGCCAUCCUGAGAAGCUUUGCUCCCGUCCCAAGACCAUCCAAGUGUUCCCAAUCACACUGUUUCCGCGUCUGGCUCACUGCUCGAAUCAGAAGCCAAGACCGGCUCAGCAGACUAUUAACCGUCCUCCUCCGGACUCGGAACACAACCUCUAUCCUCCUAUCUCGCUCCGGCUCCGGCUCCGGCUCUUCCCAGCGAAUUCGAGAACUCAUCUCGACACCCAAUCCAGAAGGAAGUUCAUUUACCCUGUCCUCUAAUCG
Phialemonium atrogriseum is the source of this 1479-nucleotide messenger RNA. Its product is annotated as 14-3-3 domain-containing protein. Lineage: Eukaryota; Fungi; Ascomycota; Sordariomycetes; Cephalothecales; Cephalothecaceae. The transcript has a single exon. Bases 267 to 1217 code for a protein of 316 amino acids. The record is from RefSeq and is a predicted model, not a curated record. Gene Ontology annotation, cellular component: cytoplasm. Gene Ontology annotation, biological process: intracellular protein localization; signal transduction.